UCCUCGAGUUUCUUUCACGUCCCUCUGAACUAAAAUUCAUUUUCUAUUUCAUUUUUCUUAUCAAAAUUAGAUCUUUCAUUCAUGUCUUCCAACAAGAAAAGCCUGUUAAAAUUUCUCUUACCAGCAAAUGCGAGAUGCCGCUGUGGGAACCCAAAACUUGGCGACGUUUACGAGCCAAAACCCAAAGUCUGUGCAUCCCCAAAUCCUUCCUCCUCCCCCACAUCAUCAUCAUCAUCUUCUUCCAAAGUUAGGCUCAGCCCUUGCUCUAAAAUCAUCGACGGCAUCGCUGUGGUGAAGAAUUCCGACGACCCAUAUCGAGAUUUUCGACAGUCGAUGCUUCAAAUGAUCGAGGAGAAGCGUAUAUACUCGACGCAACAUCUUCAGGAGCUUCUUCGAUGCUUUUUGGAGCUGAAUUCGCCAUGCCACCACCGUGUUAUUGUCGAGGCUUUCAUGGGGAUUAUGGCAGCUGGUAAUCUCCAUGGACCAUGACAAAAUCAUGUGAAUACAUUUAAUUCCCACAGCUGCAUGGCUGUUGGUCAAUAACUCAAAAUCUGGAUGUUAUAUAUCUUGC
This is a messenger RNA of Hibiscus syriacus, 571 nucleotides long. Its product is annotated as transcription repressor OFP6-like. Bases 82 to 489 code for a protein of 135 amino acids. Gene Ontology annotation, biological process: negative regulation of DNA-templated transcription. The record is from RefSeq and is a predicted model, not a curated record. The transcript has a single exon. Lineage: Eukaryota; Viridiplantae; Streptophyta; Magnoliopsida; Malvales; Malvaceae.